Molecule: messenger RNA, 7741 nt
Organism: Mirounga angustirostris (Northern elephant seal)
Lineage: Eukaryota; Metazoa; Chordata; Mammalia; Carnivora; Phocidae
Gene: LMLN
Product: leishmanolysin like peptidase
Exons: 17
Coding region: 1474-3666 (730 amino acids)
Biological process (GO): cell adhesion; proteolysis
Cellular component (GO): cytoplasm; membrane
Molecular function (GO): metalloendopeptidase activity
Source: RefSeq, a predicted model, not a curated record
GCCUGAUGUGGGACUCGAUCUAGGACUCUGGGAUCAUGACCUGAGCCGAAGGCAGUCGCUUAACCAACUGAGCCACCCAGGCGCCCUGGAUUAGGCAUAUAGAGGAGGAAACCUCAUAAAGCCUGUCACCUUUGUAGGAGUUUAACGAAUACAGUAUUCUGAGAAGGAUGAUGGUAGAGUAAUGGAGGUGGAUAAACAAGUGGGCAUUUGGGCAAAGAGAAGUCUGAGAAUCCCUAGGAUGACCUGAGAAAAUGCAGUGGCAAAACAACUUUGCACGCAAAUUCGUCCUCUUCAACUGAUUUAAUAAUGCAGUACUUGUAAAUGAGAGGGUGCUUUAUGCAUUUCUGUUCCCAUAAUGAGAUUCGGUGAGUACAAAGAUAGUCCUCAAGUCAAAGGUACCACUGGAGGAAUCCCGUGUUUCAGAGAAAUGAGGUUGAAUGGCUAGCAGUUUGUUGGCUGGAUCACUGAAAUAGCCUCUCUCCAGCAUGACACAACUGUUAAAAUUAGGAACUUGAUGUUGACUGGUGCUAUUCUCUGUUCACAAUUCAGUUUCUUUGUAAUCUUGUAGUGGAAAAAGCACAUGUCAUGAAAGUGAUAAAUUUGGUUUGGAGUCCCAAUUUCCACUAGUUGUGGGAUGAUAGACCCAUUAUGUAAUGAGCCUUUACUGGUAGAGUGACCCACCCUUGAAUUUGAGUACAUUAUCUUUACCAAUGAAUGGCACAAUCUUGGGGCUAUUCUUUCCUUCCUAUCUCCAGUUCCUAGUACAGUAAUUUACAGUAUUCAGUUCUGGUUAAAUGACUUCCAGUUCAGUGCUUCCAAUUACUUGUUUUAAUGUUUAAUGGGCCUUGGGGGAAAUACCCCAAUUUUCAAUUUUUUUUUUUACAGUUCCUCAUGGCCUAGAUUGAAGGUAGAGUUUCCUUAAUGGCAAGGAUCCACCUGGUCUCUUCCUGGGUUAAAUGCAGUUACAAUUCUUGCGGUUUUGUUUGUUUUUUGUUGCAGUUUUUGUGUUUUUUCUUUUUUAAGUAGGCUCCACACCCAAUGUGGGGCUUGAACUCACUACCCAGAGAUCAGGAGUCACAUACUGUACUGACUGAGCCAGCCAGGCGCCCCUAAUUCUUGUUUUGUUUUAUAGAAGUUAAGGGAUGGGGUUGAAUAGGAACGAAUAUAUUGAUUUUCUAAGAAAUGACUAGUAAAGAAAUGGUCCUAAAAUUGGUGACUGAGGAUAAAAAGUAAAAAUGAAAAUUAUAUUCCAUUCAUCUUUACACAGAGGGCUAAACCAUUAAAGGUUCUGCAUCAGAUUGUUUAAGCCACCUGGCACCCAGUGUGGAUGCCUAUCUUUAAGGUGAGUAACUGAAUUAAAGAGAAACGACCUCAUUCCACCAUCGCCUUACAACACCCACGGGGCUUCCUACAGCCCAACUCACGUGGUCCGCUAAACGGCACUUACUGGCAGGCUUUGCGCUUUGAGACGCGAUGGCCGCGAUGCGGUUCUCCUCCGCGGUGAACUGUAGGGCGAUGCUAGCCAAUCAAAACUUCCGCCGGCGGCGAGGGGCGGAGCUGGUGCAGGGUGGAGACGUCACGUACUCCAUGGUAACGACGCUCGGCCCGAAGAUGGCGGCCGAGUGGAAGGGAGUAGCAGGUUCCUCCGGUUCAGGCCCUGGCCCUAGCCAGUGGCGCUGGAGUAGGUCUUUGUGGGUCCGAGGCGUUUUACUCCUGUUGGGCGGCCUCUGGGCAAGGUCCACAUCAGUUCCUCUCUCCUUGGACAGUUCCCCUCCCUGCCGGCACCACGUCCCCUCUGAGACUGAGGUCAUAAAUAAGGUUCAUCUUCAGGCAAAUCAUGUUGUAAAAAGAGAUGUUGAUGAACAUUUAAGAAUCAAGACUGUCUAUGAUAAAAGUAUUGAUGAAUUGCUCCCUGAGAAAAGAUACCUUGUAAAGAACAAACUUUUUCCACAAGCUAUUUCUUAUUUAGAGAAGACUUUCCAGGUUCGUAGACCUUCAGGCACUAUCCUACUUAGCAGACAACGUGCAACCAACCGAUACCUACAGAAGGAAAAUGAUCCUCAUAGAUACUGUACUGGGGAAUUUGCAGAGCAUACAAAAUGCGGCCCAGUUAUAGUGCCUGAGGAGCACCUCCAGCGAUGCAGGGUCUGCCGUGGGGGCAAGUGGUCCUGUGUAGCAGUGGGUGUACAAGACCAAGAGGGCGUCCGGGAUGCAGACUUUGUUCUGUAUGUUGGUGCUCUGGCCACCGAGAGGUGCAGCCAUGAAAACAUCAUCUCUUAUGCAGCCUAUUGUCAACAGGAAGCAAAAAUGGACAGGCCAAUAGCAGGAUAUGCUAACCUGUGUCCAAAUAUGAUCUCUACCCAGCCUCAGGAGUUUAUUGGGAUGCUGUCCACAGUAAAACAUGAGAUUAUUCAUGCCCUGGGAUUCUCUGCUGGUCUAUUUGCAUUUUACCAUGAUAAAGAUGGAAAUCCUCUAACUUCAAGAUUUGCAGAUGGUCUCCCACCUUUUAAUUAUAGUCUUGGACUAUAUCAGUGGAGUGAUAAAGUAGUUCGAAAAGUGGAGAGAUUAUGGAAUGUUCGAGAUAAUAAGAUCGUUUCUCACACUGUGUAUCUUCUAGUAACACCUCGUGUUGUCGAUGAAGCACGAAAACAUUUUAACUGUCCAAUUCUGGAGGGAAUGGAACUCGAAAAUCAAGGUGGUAUGGGCACUGAGCUCAAUCAUUGGGAAAAGCGGUUAUUAGAGAAUGAAGCAAUGACUGGCUCUCACACCCAGAACCGAGUCUUCUCUCGAAUCACUUUGGCAUUAAUGGAAGAUACUGGCUGGUAUAAGGCUAAUUAUAGUAUGGCCGAGAAGUUAGACUGGGGCCGAGGAAUGGGCUGUGACUUCGUCAGGAAGAGCUGUAAAUUCUGGAUUGACCAGCAGAAACAAAAGAGGCAGAUGCUGAGCCCUUUCUGUGACACACUCAGAAGUAAUCCAUUGCAGUUAACUUGCAGACAGGACCAGAGAGCAGUUGCAGUGUGUAAUUUGCAGAAGUUUUCAAAACCUUUACCUCAAGAGUACCAGUACUUCGAUGAACUAAGUGGAAUACCUACAGAAGAUUUGCCUUAUUAUGGUGGUUCAGUAGAAAUCGCUGACUACUGCCCUUUCAGUCAGGAAUUCAGUUGGCAUUUAAGUGGUGAAUAUCAGCGCAGCUCAGAUUGUAGAAUAUUGGAAAAUCAACCAGAUCGUUUUAAAAACUAUGGUGCUGAAAAGUAUGGACCUCAUUCAGUUUGUCUAAUUCAGAAAUCAGCAUUUGUCAUGGAAAAGUGUGAGAGGAAGCUGAGUUACCCAGACUGGGGGAGUGGAUGUUAUCAGGUUUCUUGUUCUCCUCAAGGUCUGACAGUUUGGGUUCAGAACACUUCAUAUUUGUGUAGUCGAGCUGGGCAGGUCCUCCCCGUCAGUAUUCAGAUGAAUGGCUGGAUUCAUGAUGGUAACCUGCUCUGCCCAUCAUGUUGGGACUUCUGUGAGCUCUGUCCUCCAGAAACUGAUCCUCCAGCUACUAACUUGACCCGAGCUCUACCACUAGAUCUCUGUUCCCGUUCCUCUAGCCUCGUGGUCACCCUCUGGCUUCUGCUAGGCAAUCUAUUUCCUCUGCUGGCUGGAUUUCUUCUGUGUGUAUGGCACUAGAAAUGGAAAAGUGAAUUCUCAAGACAUUCUUUUGUGUCACGUUCCUCUGAACAAAGCACAAAAUCUGGGAGAGUGCCAGCCUAGGCAGAUGGCAGAAGUGGCGUUCCUGACUUUGGGUUGGAAGCGUUGACCACAAUCAGACCUUGAAGCAGAACUUCACAGCAGUCACUCUUCAGCAGCAGCCCAGCAGCCUCAGAGCUUGGAGGAGGAAAAGGAAUUCUAAGUCACCACGUCUUUAUUUGUCAGGAUAUAUAACCUGCCUGAAGUUUGCCUUUGAAAAUGGGAUAAUUGGUGAAAUUUUCAGAGUGAUUACAUACCCCAGCAUUUUCAUUAACCUAAAGUGAUGGGAAAGUUCAUCAGUACUGCAGUAAUUUUUUAAAAUGGCUAUUACAAGAUUAUAAAUUGUGGAUCCUGUCCUCAAAAGUAUAAAUUGUCCUUUGACUUACAGAUAGUAAUUGAAUUGGGUUUCUACAUCACUAUUAUAUCUUUAUUGAAUUUAAUGGCUGUGCCUGGUACACUUAAAUCAUUGUUCUCAUUGUUCUAAAAGGUGUUUUUUUUUUAAAUUAUGUUUUGCUAAAUCUUAUGAUUUAACCGUGCUUGCCUUUUUCAAACCAGCUCUGUUGCAGUUUACUACUGAACGAUUACACGUUGGUAGCCCUUCCAGUUGUAUCUCCAGUAGUUUAAUCAUGACUUGAAAAACUGUGGACACAGAGAGAGAAAAAUACUCUGCCCUGUAAAAACAUUGAAGACAUGCAAACAGAAGAAAACAUAAUUGUAUGUUUUUCAGAUAAUAAUUUUGACAACUGUAACCCAACAAAAAUAGAACUAUUCCUUUUUGACCAAUGAAGAUAAAAAGAAAUUAUGGUACUGCGUAGAGAGAUAUGCAGUUAUUUUCAAGUGGGCUAAGAAAUUGUUACAGAACAAUUUCUACUAUCUGAAAAUUAUAUAUAAGAAGAAAAAUAUAAGUCAAAACAAGGUGGUCUGAAUUGUUUACUAAUAGCAAAGUGUAGGUUUGUAGUAGGGCCUAUUCAGUAGGACUCCCUUUACCCACAACAUAAGCCUCAGUCCACAGAAGUCAGAAAAUUGCCUGUGCUUUAAAAGGAGGUGAUGUUCUUGACGCAAUGUGAUUCCUGCCCAAUGCUCUCAAUGUCAAAGUGAAGAUGUUCAGUGAAGCGCAAGUAAAUGGCAGGAGCAACUAUGACUCUCUUAAGGUAGCCAAAUGCCUCAUCUAAUUACUAAUGCAUAUGAAUGGAUGAACGAGAUUCCCACUGUCCCUACCUACUAUCUAGAGAAACCACAGACCAAGGAACAGACAAAAAAACAAAACAAAACAAAACAAAACAGAAACAAACUAUAAAAGGAGGUGAUAUGUUUUGCUUCCUGCUUUUGACACUCCUCCCGUUACCAAAUAGAUUCUCAUCCUCAGAAGCAAUUCUCCUCUGGUACUAGAGCUUACCCCCGCUCUUAGUAAUUCCAAUUUGAAAUUUUUUAAUGAUGAGUAAUGCCCAGUUGUUCUCUCUAAAGCUAAUGAAGUCCUGUGGCAUUAUAAACAUAACUCCUGGACAAUAUUUUUUCAUUCAUUCAUUCAUUCAUUCAUUCAUUUAUUCAUUUGCCUUUUAAUUCAGCAUAUAGUUAUUGAGCACUCCAUUUAAGAGAUUAUGCUAAGUGAGCAAGCAGUAUAAUUAUUAAAAAGUAAUUCCAACUGACUAUUUGGUAUUGGAGCCAAACUGCAACCCCAGCAUAGAGGAAAGUCACCUUUUUCUAAAGCAUAAAUUUUAAAUAUGUAUUUGCAUGCAGUUUUAAAUUGGAGGUAUUUGUCAUUGUAAAAAAAGUGGGGGUCGCUAGCAUAGCCGACUUCAGCUCAAGAGAAGUUAAUAGUAAUGGUGUCAGGCCAGUGCUCAGUUUUCUGCCUUUGUCACACAUUGCUUUAAAAGUCAGAGAAAAGUAUAGAGUAUAUUUUUAAAGAAAAUUAUAAAACUCUAAACUUACAUAUCAACUGUGAUUAUGAAUCAUCCUGCAAAGUUGUAAAAAGAAUUUCACCAAAAAUAUGAUGGAUAAUCUAUUUGAGAUUCACAGUGGGAGGUUCAAUUAUAUUUUGACUGUUGUGCAGUAACGCCAUUUAGGUAGUAUUGUUUCCAAGCAUGGUGCUUUUUAUACUUGAAAUAUAUUUUUGCUUUGUUUUUUAAUGAUAUAAUUAUAUUUGCACUAAUGACUUUCUGGAGAAAAUAUUAUAGAUGACAUUUUUUCUAUAUAUAUUUAUUAAGCUUGGAAUCUGAUACCCUAGUGUUUUCUCUGCACAAAUAAGGAACUUGAUAAGGUAUGAGGCUAAGAAAUCUUGAGUCUCUGAGGGUAACUAACAGCUCUAGUGUCUUCCUUCCUCUUCAACAAGUCUUGAGAGUGGUUGCUUAUCACUUAUUCUUCCUAGUGUACUCCGUGAAGACUUAGAAGGCCACUGAACCUGUAAGAAAUGUUAAGAGGAACAUUUGAGUCACUUAGAAUAUGACCAUAUUCUAAAAGCAGACUUAAAAUCUGAAAUUUCAGUGCAGAAUUAGUGGGCUAGAAUUCAGCUUUGAAAUGAAGAAUUCGAAAUGGCCUCCUGUGGUAGGAUGCCUUUUAUGUUAACAAAACCAGUUCACUGAGAAGACUAGCAGACUGCAGCCAUGGUGGAGGUGAGGUGGGACACGGAAGGAGAAUAAGGAGUAGCCGAUUUGGGGACAGUAGACUAGAGUCUCUUUCUUACUCGAAAAGUGUGGAGUGCAUAUAAAAAACGGACUAGACUACCUCAGUUUUCAGUUCAGAUUUAGGUUCAUUUUGAUAGUAUUAAGGUCCCAAUUGUUAAAAAUUAACAAGUGAAUUUGUCUCUCAGGUUUUCAAGAACAGAAUUUACAGGAAGGCAGCAAAAGCCAUGUCAGCAGACUUGAGCUGACAGCUUUAAAGAAACUGGCAAGCUGUUAGGGUAGUCUUAAGGUAGACCUGUCUAAUAUUCUCCUGAAGAACAUCCUUUUCCCUUACUUAUUUCUCAAGGAUAUUUAUUUUUGUUAAGAACAAAUAGACAUUCUUAAAAUGUUAUAAAUUAUGCUUGAAAUUAGUUUUAGCCUAGUAUGUUGGCUUAGAGUUUAUCAGUAUUUGAAGAUGAAACAUAAAUUAGUGAAGUUUAAAUGGCUUUAGGAAGAUACAUGAAUAAACAUAUCUGAGUAUUCCAUUAAAUUUUAUCAAUAUUCUCCUCAAUAUUAGAAGAGCAACUGUAAAAUGACUAUGACUAGCUGCUUUCUCAGAUUCUUUUACCUCUAAUAUUCUAUGACUAACACUCAUUCAGACUCGGUAGGUCACUGCUGGCUCUGAUCUGCUUCCUCGAGUAUGCCAGCUUGCACGUCAUGUUCAUCACGGUCUUGUGCUCAGUGCCGUAGCGCUGUCCACGUCCUUGGACUGGAGAGAGAAGAGCCAUUUCUGAGGGCAUUUGAGCCAUCCUGGUAAAGGAGGUGGACUUUAGUCAUAGCCCCACAGACCCAUUUCAUAGUGGUCACUAGAACAUUCAUGCCAUGUUCUUGCAGCCCUGGAGGACGAAUAUAUUAAAGUCUGUGCUACUCAUUCUGAAGAAAGAACUUACCUGAAAGGAUGACGACUUCUUCUUCUUCUUCUUCUUCUUCUUCUUCUUCUUCUUCUUCGUCUUCGUCUUCGUCUUCGUCUUCGUCUUCGUCUUCGUCGUCGUCGUCUUCUUCUUCUUCUUCUUCUUCUUCUUCUUCUUCUUCUUCUUCCUUCUUCUUCUUCCUUCUUCUUCCUUCUUCUUCUUCUCUCCUUCUUCUUCUUCUUCUUCCUCUUCCUCCUCUUCCUCCUCUUCUUUCUUUUUUCUUCUUUCUUCUUUCUUCUCUUCUACUCCUAUCUUCUUCUUUCUUCUCCUUCUCCUUCCUUUUUUUGUUGAUACAUUCAGUCAGGAUAGGGAAGGAGUGAUGAAUUAUUUUCUUUUAUGUUUACAUUUUUGGUAAAUAGAAGAUUUAAGAACUAAUCUUUAUUUGUGUUAUUGAACUCUAAGUGUAAUGUAUUCCUUAGUAAAAAAAAGAAACAACUUCAAUAAAAA